Molecule: messenger RNA, 1675 nt
Organism: Candidula unifasciata
Lineage: Eukaryota; Metazoa; Mollusca; Gastropoda; Stylommatophora; Geomitridae
Source: the annotation of a GenBank genome assembly
AUGUUGCCAUUCUCUCUCCUGUUAACUCUGUUGCUUUCUGUACGACUCUGCGGUGCUAAUGGACAAAAAGGAUGCACGUCCAACGGAAAGAACUACGAAAAUCUGCAAAUCUUAGACCAUAGCAACGGGUGUGCCCAACUGCAGUGCCAGUUCGGGAAACUAGUCACAUACUAUGAGGCUUGUGGCAAAGAAAUCGACGGUAACUGCCAUCGGCUGAACUUAAUGUUUGAUUAUCAAGAAAGGACUUACCAAUGCAGGAAAGUUGAAGUUGCAGACGGAUUUGAGUACAGCAACGAAAUCGCCAUUCCUAGAGUUGAGAACUGCGAGGUGAACGGGAGAAUUUAUGAGUCGUUGGAGAAGUUUCGUAUUGGUAAUGGCUGUAGAGAGUAUCAGUGCCAGAAUGGAGAGAUUGUUCCACUUGAUGCAAAGUGUGACUCGGAGGUUGACGGUAAAUGUCACUUGCUGGGCGAAACUUUUGAGAAGAACGGAAAAGUCUAUAACUGUACCAGUACAGAGGAAGAUGAAGAUGACAUCGUCUACGAGAAUGUGGUUCUAGAUCCCCAGCCAAGCGGUGCACAGUCUUGUCCAGCAGGAGAUAAAGUGUACCAAAAUUUUCAAGUGUUCACAAUCCCGCCAAAAUGUGACUUACGGCAAUGUCAAAACAAACGAGUCAAGAUCCUUACGGAUGCCUGUGCAUUCAAAAGGGAGGAUAUCAAAUGCUUUCAGCAAGGAGAGCAAUGGAAAGAUGGGGAAAGGACUUAUUGGUGUAGCUUCAAUGAAACAACAAAGACGGUCCAGACGCAGAUCAUAGCUAAAGGUUACGGAAAAUGCAAACGGGCAGAGAAGUGGUAUGACCACAUGGAGAUUCACACAAGACUAGACGGAUGUACAUCUCUGCAGUGUCAAGAUGGUAAAACGUUGCCUGUUCAAGAAGGGUGUUUGUGGAACGUGGACAACGAAUGUCAUGCUCUGAACUCCUUGUGGCAACAUGAAAAUACUGUGCUCAAGUGUGUACUUACUGAAGAUGGGCUGUACAGAAUUUUCGAAGUUGAUGAAAAUGGGGAAAUAAUCGACAGACCCGUACCAACAGAAGAAGUACCCGUAUUUGUUGAGCAUUGCCCAGCCAUGUCGGCGGAUAUUAUUCUCGUCAUGGAUGCAUCUGGCAGUAUAGUCAGCACGACAUUCAAGUACCUUCUGUAUUUCCUAUCGAGACUGUUGACCGCCUUCAACAUUGGGCCCAAUAAUGUCCGAGUUGCAGCCAUUGUCUUCAGCAAGACAGCAAAUAAGGUGUUUGAUCUGAAGACAUACAGUGAUUAUGAGUCUGUCAGCAAGGCCUUGCAGGAGACGCCAUUUCAAGGGGACGUCACUAACACACACUUGGCAUUUGACCUGAUUGUUGACGAUGACAUGUUUGGACCAGCCGCAGGUGGGAGAUAUGACGCUCCCAAUAUUGUUGUUGCCGUUACAGAUGGAAAUUCUUCCGACACUAAAACAACUUUGGCAUCUGUGGAUCGAGUAAAAGCACAGAAGGCAGAGGUUAUUGCAGUUGGUGUUGGUAAUAUCGCUCAGGAUGAGCUGUAUGGCAUGGCCAGCAGACCACAAAAUGUCUUCCAGAUACCGAGUUAUGCACAAAUAUUUUCCCUUAUAACUGCUCUAGCCAACCUGACUUGUGAGG